AUGAGAGAAUGGCUCUUGGUCCUGUCCAUGCUGUUCUAUGGACUGGCUGGCCCCACGCUCCUGUUCCAGCCGAGCCUCGUGCUGGAUAUGGCCAAGAUCCUCUUGGACAACUACUGCUUCCCAGAGAACUUGAUGGGGAUGCAGGCAGCCAUCGAGCAGGCCAUGAAGAGUGAUGAGAUAAUGAGCAUCUCAGACCCUCAGACCCUGGCCCAUGUGCUGACGGUUGGUAUGCAGAGCUCCUUGAAUGACCCGCGUCUGGUCAUCUCCUACGAGCCCAGCAUUCCAGAGGCUCCCCAGCAGGCCCCGGCUCUCACCAACCUCACACUAGAGGAACUACUUUCUGGGUUGGAGACAAACAUCCACUAUGAGAUCCUGGAAGGCCAUGUGGGCUACCUGCAGGUGAAUGACAUCCCGGGCCAGGAAGUGCUGAGCCAGCUUGGGGGAUUCUUGGUGGAACACAUGUGGAGUAAGCUCAUGGGCACCUCUGCGUUGGUGCUGGAUCUCCGAUACUGCACUGGGGGCCACAUCUCUGGUAUCCCCUAUAUCAUCUCCUACCUGAAUCCUGGGAACACUGUCUUGCAUGUGGAUACCAUCUAUGACCGCCCCUCCAAUACUACCACAGAGAUCUGGACCCUGCCAGAGGUUCUAGGAGAGAGGUACAGUGCAGACAAAGAUGUGGUGGUCCUCACCAGUGGACGCACUGGGGGUGUGGCUGAGGACAUCGCGUACAUCCUCAAGCAGAUGCGCAGGGCCAUUGUGGUGGGUGAGCGGACUGAGGGGGGUGCCCUGGACCUCCAGAAGCUGAGGGUAGGCCAGUCCAAUUUCUUCCUCACUGUACCCGUGUCCAGGUCCCUGGGACCCCUAGGUGGAGGCAGCCAGACGUGGGAAGGCAGUGGAGUGCUGCCCUGUGUGGGAACACCAGCUGAGCAAGCCUUGGAGAAAGCCCUGGCCAUCCUCACCCUGCGCCGUGCCCUGCCUGGUAUUGUCCGCCAUCUGCAAGAGGCCCUGCAGGAGUACUAUACCUUGGUGGACCGGGUGCCAGCCCUGGUGCACCACCUGGCCAGCAUGGACUACUCUGCAGUGGUCUCAGAAGAAGAUCUGGUCACUAAGCUCAAUGCCGGUCUGCAGGCUGUGUCUGAGGACCCCAGGCUCGUGGUGCGGGCUGUUGGGCCCAAAGAAACCUCUUCUGGGCCUGAGGCUGAAGUUGAUGAUACCCUAGUUGCAGCCCCUGAGGUGCCUGAGUUGCCCCAGGAUGAAGCUGCCCGGCAAGCCGUGGUGAACUCUGUCUUUCAGGUGUCAGUGCUGCCAGGUAACGUGGGUUACAUGCGCUUUGAUGGAUUUCCAGAUGCCUCUGUGCUGGGGGCACUAGCCCCCUAUGUGCUACGCCAAGUGUGGGAACCCCUGCAGGACACAGAGCACCUCAUCAUGGACUUGCGCUAUAACCCCGGGGGACCAUCCUCUGCGGUGCCUCUUCUGCUGUCCUACUUCCAGGGGCCAGAGGAAGGCUCUGUGCGCCUCUUCACCACCUAUGACCGCAGGACCAACGUCACACAGGAGCACUUCAGCAGCAGCGAGCUGCUGGGCCCGCGCUAUGGAAACCAGCGCGGGGUGUACUUGCUCACCAGCCACCGGACUGCCACUGCAGCUGAGGAGUUCGCCUUCCUCAUGCAGUCCCUGGGCUGGGCCACGCUGGUGGGCGAGAUCACUGCGGGCAGCCUGCUGCACACCUGCACUGUGCCACUGCUGGAUACGCCUGAAGGAGGUCUGGUGCUCACUGUGCCAGUGCUGACUUUCAUUGACAACCAUGGUGAGGGCUGGCUGGGUGGUGGAGUGGUGCCUGAUGCCAUCGUACUGGCUGAGGAGGCCCUGGACAGAGCCCAGGAAGUGCUGGAGUUCCAUCGCAGCUUGGGAGCCUUGGUGGAGGGCACAGGGCACCUGCUGGAGGCCCAUUACGCACGGCCAGAGGUUGUGGAGCAGAUGGUGUCUCUGCUGCGAGCCAAGCUGGCUCACGGGGCCUACCGCACGGCUGUGGACUUGGAAUCGCUGGCCUCGCAGCUCACUGCUGACCUGCAGGAAGUGUCUGAGGACCACCGCUUGCUGGUGUUCCACAGUCCUGGCGAGCUGGUGGCUGAGGAGGUGCCCUUGCCACCCCCGGUGGUCCCCUCUCCAGAGGAGCUCUCCUACCUCAUCGAGGCCCUGUUCAAGUCAGAGGUGCUACCUGGCCGGUUGGGCUACCUACGAUUCGAUGCCAUGGCUGAGCUGGAGACGGUCAGGGCCAUCGGGCCACAGCUGGUUAGGCUGGUGUGGCAGCCGGUGGUAGACACAGCCGCGCUAGUUAUUGACCUGCGCUACAACACUGGCAGCUACUCCUCGGCUCUGCCACUGCUGUGCUCCUACUUCUUUGAGGCAGAGCCCCACCAGCACCUCUACUCCAUCUUUGAUAGGGCCACCUCAAAGGUCAUGGAGAUGUGGACGGUGUCCCAGGUGACCGGGCAGCGUUACGACCCCCACAAGGACCUCUACAUCCUGAUGAGCCACACCAGUGGGUCUGCAGCAGAGGCCUUUGCUCACACCAUGCAGGACCUGCAGCGGGCCACAGUCAUCGGGGAGCCCACAGCUGGAGGGGCACUCUCAGUGGGCAUCUACCAGGUGGGCAGCAGCCCCUUAUAUGCCUCCAUGCCCACCCAGAUGGCCCUGAGUGCCACCACUGGGGAGGCCUGGGACCUGGCUGGGGUGGAACCUGACGUCAUUGUGCCUGCCAGCGAGGCCCUCUCUACAGCCCAGGAUAUAGUGGCUCUGCGUGCCAAGGUGCCCACCGUGCUGCAGACAGCUGGGAAGCUUGUAGCUGAUAACUACGCCUCCCCUGAGCUGGGGGCCAAGAUGGCUGCCAAGCUGAGUGGUCUCCAGAGUCGCUAUGCAAGGGUGACCUCAGAAGGGUCCCUAGCUGAGAUGCUAGGGGCUGAUCUGCAGCUGCUUUCUGGGGACCCACACCUGAAGACAGCCCACAUCCCUGAGGAUGCAAAGGACCGCAUUCCUGGAAUUGUACCUAUGCAGAUCCCUUCUCCAGAAGUCUUUGCAGACUUGAUCAAGUUUUCUUUCCAUACUAAUGUGCUGGAGGACAACAUUGGCUACCUGAGGUUUGACAUGUUUGGGGACUGUGAGCUGCUCACCCAGGUCUCUGAGCUGCUGGUGGAACACAUCUGGAAGAAGAUUGUGCACACAGAUGCCAUGAUUAUCGACAUGAGGUUCAACAUUGGUGGCCCCACCUCCUCCAUUGCUGCCCUGUGCUCCUACUUCUUUGACGAAGGCCCUCCAGUUCUGCUUGACAAGAUCUACAGCAGGCCCAAUGACUCUGUCAGUGAACUCUGGACCCACACUCGUCUUGCAGGUGAACGCUACGGCUCCAAAAAAAGUGUGAUCAUCCUGACCAGUGGUUUAACAGCUGGUGCUGCGGAGGAAUUUACCUACAUAAUGAAGAGGCUGGGCCGGGCCCUGGUCAUCGGGGAAGUGACCAGUGGGGGUUGCCAGCCACCACAGACCUACCAUGUGGACGACACCCACCUCUACAUCACCAUCCCCACAGCCCGCUCUGUGGGAGCUGCAGAUGGCAGCUCCUGGGAGGGUGUAGGCGUGACACCCCAUGUGCUGGUGCCUGCAGACCUGGCCCUAACCAGAGCCAAGGAGAGGCUCCAGCACAUCCUGAAAGGGUGA
This is a messenger RNA of Urocitellus parryii (Arctic ground squirrel), 3711 nucleotides long. It is a transcript of the gene Rbp3, whose product is annotated as retinol binding protein 3. NCBI's taxonomy places the organism in Eukaryota, Metazoa, Chordata, Mammalia, Rodentia, Sciuridae. Gene Ontology annotation, cellular component: cone matrix sheath. Gene Ontology annotation, molecular function: serine-type peptidase activity; retinol binding. The record is from RefSeq and is a predicted model, not a curated record. Gene Ontology annotation, biological process: proteolysis.